ACUCGUACAAGAGGAACAUCGGAAUGCGGAUAAUUCUGCGACAGGAAGGGUUUCAGUUUCAGCCAGCGAGCGACCAGACGAACGCUUGCACAGCCGCGUCCUUCCUUUCAAGGUUUCAAGAGGGAAGAGGUAGAGGAGACGGAGAGGGGCUUCUACAGGAGAAAAAGAAAGAGAUACCUAUAAGCUUGGAAAUAUGGAGGAUUUGAAGAAGAGGAAGCUUGAAGAAGUUGGAAACGGCCAAUUGCUACCCAACUUGAACGAGUCGGAGGCGUCUUCAACCGUGGAAGAAUUGCGUGGGCUCCUUGACCCGCUUUCUAAGCCGCAGCUCGUCGAUCUUCUUGCUCGAGCAGGGUCCCAAUAUCCUUCUAUUGCUGAAGAAAUUAAAAGUGUUGCAAGUGCUGAUCCUGCCCUUCGAAAGCUUUUUGUUCGUGGUUUAGCAUGGAAUACUUCUUCAGAAACUUUGUGUGCUGCCUUUCAAGAGCAUGGUGAAAUUGAAGAGGGUGCUGUAAUCUAUGACAAAGCAACAGGAAAGUCACGUGGUUAUGGUUUUGUCACUUAUAAAGAUAUGGAGUCAGCUCAGAGAGCUCUAAAAGCACCCAGCAAAAUGAUAGAUGGUCGUAUGGCUGUUUGUAACCUUGCAAGUGAAGGCUUAAGCAGCACCAGUGUUACACCUGAUCAAGCCCAACGCAAACUAUACAUUGGAGGUCUGUCACCUGAGACAAACAGUGAGAUGCUGCUCUCCUUUUUUUCAAGGCAUGGGGAGAUUGAAGAGGGAUCUGUUGCCUAUGACAAGGAGACUAACAAAUCUCGUGGCUUUGGCUUUGUUACCUAUAGGACGGUGGAGGCAGCAAAAAAAGCUAUAGACGAUCCCCAAAAGAUGCUUGGAGGAAGAAAUAUCACCGUGAAGCUUGCUGAUAACUACAAAGGAAAAGUCCCCCAACCACAGCUACCUGCUUCUGUGGUUCCAGUACCAGUACACAUGACAGCCGGAUAUCAACAGACUGGAGGUGGAGCCCCUAUUGGAUAUACCUAUCCCCAACCGAUGGCAUCAUACCCUACUGCUUCUUAUACAAGUCCACCAACAGGAGCUGCUCCAUACUCGGCACAGCCGCAAUAUUCUUAUCCACAGUACGGUGUUAAGAAGGAAACUCCACAGCCACAAACAGCUCUUGGGGGAUACCCUUAUUACAUGCCAAAGCAAUAGACCCUGGACACAAUCACAGCAUGGUUGUAGCAGGAGGAAGAAAUGCUGUUGAGCAGCUAUUGGAAAUUCCAAGUUGAAAAUGAACUACAAACUCCAUGUUUAAGUUCUUGCCAACGCUGAUGUCAAUUAGUGUAUAACUGUUGACUUAACUAGCUUUUACCACUCCCAUUUAUAAUACUAUCAAUUAAUGACUUCUCUGUAUUAUCAUUUCUUCAGUCUAUAUUUUUCUGUCUCA
Messenger RNA from Sesamum indicum (sesame), 1439 nucleotides. RefSeq names its product UBP1-associated protein 2C. Gene Ontology annotation, cellular component: nucleus. Lineage: Eukaryota; Viridiplantae; Streptophyta; Magnoliopsida; Lamiales; Pedaliaceae. Gene Ontology annotation, molecular function: RNA binding. The record is from RefSeq and is a predicted model, not a curated record.